CGCCCAUGGAGUCUCAGCAACCGUGGCUAGCUGCCUUGUACCUGUUGGGGGUGCUGGUCUCUGUCACUUCCUGCUUCCGGGGACAGAAGCCCCACUGGGACAAGCCCCACUGGGACGACUCAAGUUUCCAGGUGCAGCUUACAGGUUCCAACUCACGGUGCCAGGGCCUGCUGGAAGUCCACUUGUGGAGCACAUGGAGGACAGUUUGCAGCCAGAGCUGGGGCCAGAGCCCGGACCAGCAUGAGGACCCCAGUCAGGCCUCAAGAGUCUGCCAGAAGCUGCGCUGUGGGGAGGCCUUCAAUCUGUUCCCCUCUGCUCACUUCAACAAACCCAAGAACCAAGUCAUCUGCCGUGGAUCCCUGGGAUCCUUCUCCAACUGCAGCAGUGAGCUAAAACGGUGCCACCCUCUGAGCCUCAUCUGCUUAGAGCCCCAGACAACGAGACCUCCACCCACAACUCCCCCACCCACAACCACACCAGAGCCCACAGCCCCUCCCAGGCUGCAGCUGGUAGCAGGGCCCUGGGGCCUGCACUGUGCCGGCGUGGUGGAGUUCUACAGUGGCAGCCUGGGUGGCACCAUCAGCUAUGAUGCCCAGGAGAGCAUCCGGAGCCUGGGAAACCUCAUGUGCUUAGCCCUCCAGUGUGGCUCCUUCUUGAAGUAUCUGCCACUGCCAGAGGCCGAGGAGACCAGGCCACAAGACCCAGGAAAGCUCUGGGAACACAGGCCAUUGCCAAUUCGGUGGAAGAUCCAGAAUUCUAGCUGUGCUUCCCUAGAACAGUGCUUCAGGAAAAUCCAGCCCCAGGAGAGUGGCCAAGUUCUUGGAAUCGUCUGCUCAGGUUUCCAGCCCAAGGUGCAGAGCCGCCUGGUAGGGGGCAGCGGCAUGUGUGAAGGUACCGUGGAGGUGCGCCAGAGCACGCAGUGGGCACCCCUGUGUGACAGCUCUCCGCUCAAGGGCACAGCACGGUGGGAGGAGGUGUGCCAGGAGCAGCAGUGUGGCAGCGUCAAUUCCUAUCACAUGCUGGACGCCGGUGAGAAGACCUCCCGGGGGUUCUCCUGUUCCCAGGAGAAGUUGUCCCAGUGCCACGAGCUUUGGGAGAAAAAAGCCCACUGCAAGAGGGUGUUUGUCACAUGCCAGGAUCCACACCCAGCGGGUCUGGCGGCAGGCACCGUGGUGAGCAUCAUCUUGGCCCUGCUGCUCCUGGCAGGGCUGCUGGUCGUGUUCGGCCCUCUGGCGUACAAGAAGCUGGUGAAGAAAUUCCGCCAGAAGAAGCAACGCCAGUGGAUCGGCCCCACAGGAAUGAACCAGAACAUGUCUUUCCACCGCAACCACACGGCCACUGUCCGGUCCCAAGUUGAGAACCCCACGGCCUCCCAUGUGGACAAUGAAUAUAGCCAGCCUCCCAGAAGCUCUUAUGCUUCCGCUUAUCCAGCUCUAGAAGGGGCCCUGCAUCGCUCCUCCACCCAGCCUGACAACUCCUCCGACAGUGACUAUGAUCUGCACGGGGCUCAGAGGCUAUAAAAGAACUGGGACCCAGGAACAAAACACCAAGAGCCACACUGACUUGUCCUGAGAAAAUUCUACCAGUCACUACUUGGAAAAGUCAUCCUGAUUUCUACUCCCACACAGACUGCGGCCAGAGGCCAGGGGGCCUUUCACACAUGUGCUGCUGCCCUUUGGGGGCAGGACUCUUACAUCCCCCACUGGACCAACAGCUCGGACAGACACUCCAUGUGAGGAAGCUGGGGAGGGCAGAAACAAGCAGCCCUUCCAAGUAGAGACUCAAAGGGUCCCUUUCCUGACCCAGGCAGCAGCCCCCACCUUCCCCUGUCUGCGGGGAACAGCACACCAGCAGAAUCCGGCUUUCUUCUCUGACUUCCAUCCUGAUAAGGAAUGACAAGGAAGCUCACACCUGGGCUAGUGCAUUUUUUAGUAUGUUCUUUGUAAAGAACAUAUUUUGUAAACAUAUCUUUGUAAAUAAUGCUUUUUGU
Messenger RNA from Otolemur garnettii (small-eared galago), 1990 nucleotides. It is a transcript of the gene CD5, whose product is annotated as CD5 molecule. The record is from RefSeq and is a predicted model, not a curated record. Lineage: Eukaryota; Metazoa; Chordata; Mammalia; Primates; Galagidae. The transcript has 11 exons. The coding region runs from base 6 to 1520 and encodes 504 amino acids. Gene Ontology annotation, cellular component: plasma membrane. Gene Ontology annotation, biological process: T cell costimulation.